Exophiala oligosperma is the source of this 1434-nucleotide messenger RNA. Its product is annotated as 26S proteasome regulatory subunit rpn11. Gene Ontology annotation, cellular component: proteasome regulatory particle, lid subcomplex. The coding region runs from base 220 to 1242 and encodes 340 amino acids. The transcript has a single exon. NCBI's taxonomy places the organism in Eukaryota, Fungi, Ascomycota, Eurotiomycetes, Chaetothyriales, Herpotrichiellaceae. Gene Ontology annotation, biological process: protein deubiquitination; proteasome-mediated ubiquitin-dependent protein catabolic process. The record is from RefSeq and is a predicted model, not a curated record. Gene Ontology annotation, molecular function: protein binding; metallopeptidase activity; proteasome binding.
ACUUGUCGUCAAUAAAUCGCCAACAUCUUCAAUAAGAAUCACCGAGUCUUUCAAACUUGACGAUCUCCUUCUCUUCAUAUCGUACUAUCCAGAGCUCUCCCAAAAGUCCAAAUCAAUACAUAUUACCUCCGAUUCCGUCGCAGUUCUGUCCGGCGCUUCAACGCCACGAUUCUCAAUCCUCCCUCCUGUACCGAUCCAUUUCUUACAACAUAAUCCACAAUGGACCGAUUCAAUCGUAUGCUUGCGGCUGCCUCGGGCAUGGGCAUCCCUGGAAGCGCCCCUGGCCAUGACACAAAUCUUGUCGAUAACUCAGAAACCGUUUACAUCUCCUCCCUUGCUUUGCUGAAAAUGUUAAGGCAUGGUCGCGCCGGCGUACCUAUGGAAGUCAUGGGUCUCAUGCUUGGAGAGUUUGUGGAUGACUUCACCGUGCGAGUCGUCGAUGUAUUUGCCAUGCCACAGUCCGGAACUUCAGUCUCAGUAGAAUCCGUUGACCCCGUCUUCCAGACGAAGAUGAUGGACAUGCUACGUCAAACCGGUCGGCCAGAGACUGUAGUGGGAUGGUAUCACUCGCAUCCAGGAUUUGGAUGCUGGCUAUCGAGUGUCGAUAUCAAUACCCAGCAAUCAUUCGAACAGCUCACACCUCGUGCGGUCGCAGUUGUCGUCGAUCCCAUACAAUCUGUCAAGGGCAAGGUCGUUAUUGACGCAUUCCGCCUCAUCAACCCGCAAACCAUGAUGAUGGGACAAGAACCCCGCCAGACCACUUCAAACUUGGGACAUCUGAACAAGCCUUCGAUCCAAGCACUCAUCCACGGAUUGAACAGACAUUACUACAGCAUUGGGAUCCAAUACCGCAAAACAGGGUUGGAAGAGAAUAUGUUGAUGAACUUGCACAAAGAGGUCUGGACAGAAGGUUUGGAGCUGCCGCAUAGCUUUGGUGGCGAGAGAAAACGGAACGAAGAGGGUCUGAAACAACUUGUCCAUCUCGCAGAAGGCUACGAGCGCAGAGUCAGGGAAGAGAACGAAUUAUCACCGGAGCAGCUGAAAACUCGAUAUGUUGGCAAGGUGGACCCGAAGAAGCACAUCGAGGAUGUUGGGCAGCGAUUGAUAGAGGACAAUAUUGUCGCCGUAUCAAGACAGGCGAUCGACAAAGAAGCCAGCGUCCCCAAGAAGGCACAUCAGACAAAUGGUCACGGGCUGGCAAAUGGUGCAGAUGGCGACAUGGAUGUGGACGAAGAACUGUGAGUCGGUCACGAGAAAAGAUCGGCACUCGACUGUGUAACUUGUAUCUACAGAUUUCAUGGCGGGCAUGGCGUUCGGCUGCUGCAUAGACAGGCGAAACAUUGGCGGCACCUGCGGGAAUGUGCAAGACUCGACGCAGAAAAGCGUUAUGAGAUGCUAAAAACCUUUGACAAUACAAUUGUUUGAUAAUUAAAA